ACCGGGAGUCAGCCAGUGAGAAGUCGCUGGCUGUUGUAAAUAAACUGCUUCUUUCCAGAGCUGCUGAACAGCAGCGGCCGGUGCGGGACUGUGAGCAGCGGGCAGACAUGUCGGUGGAGACAGCAGCCAGCGGUGCGAGGGAAGCUGGGGGAAGCAGAGGAAGCAGCGGCCGACAGGAGGGCCCCGGAGGACUGUGGGACUCUGUGAAGAAAGCCGGGUUUGUCAUCGGAUCUGGGAUCUUAUUCUUGGCUGCGUUCGGGAACUCACUGACAUGGCACCUUCAGAGAUUCUGGGGAGCUUCAGGAGAUUUUUGGCAGAACUUGUGGACCAAGUUGUACGUGGCAUACGAGGGCCAUGAUGCUUCUUUGUUCUUCCUGGGGACCAUGCUUGCUCCCACUCUGGCCUUCUGGGGGUCAAAUGCUCUCCUGCUAUGGGUGGACAUCACUGGUACACCCUCCUUCAUCACCCGCUACCGUAUCCAGUUGGACAAGAACAACCCAGUGGAUCCAGCUAAGCUGCGCCAAGCCUUGAAGUGUGUCCUCUUCAACCACGUGGUAAUCUCCGGGGCCAUGACGGUGGUCGUUUACUACCUGAUGAGCUGGAGAGGAAACCCCUGCGGCCCCGAGCUGCCCACCUUUCACUGGGCCCUGAUGGAGCUGGCCGCCUUCUCCAUCUUGGAGGAGAUUCUCUUCUACUAUUCACACAGGCUGUUCCACCAACCCAGCCUCUACAAGCAUUACCACAAACAGCACCACGAGUGGACCGCUCCCAUCGGUGUCGUCUCCAUCUACGCUCAUCCUCUGGAGCACGUGAUCUCCAACUUGUUGCCGGUGGUAAGCGGGCCAGUGCUCCUGGGCUCCCACCUGUCCACCACCUCCCUGUGGUACUGCGUAGCUCUGGUCAGCACCACCAUCUCCCACUGCGGAUACCACCUUCCCUUCCUGCCUUCUCCUGAGUUCCAUGACUUCCACCACCUCAGGUUCAAUCAGUGUUUUGGUGUUUUCGGCAUCUUGGACAGGCUCCACGGCACAGACAGCAAGUUCCGUCAGAGCAAGCAGUACGAGCGCCACACCCUGCUCACCAGCUUCACCCCGCUGAAUGAGAGCAUCCCUGACACACAAAAGAAGGGCCAGUGAGGACCUGCGACGGUCAAAUCUUAUGCAGGGAUAUGUAAUUCCCAAUCAAUCUUAAAAACUUUAAUUUUUUUUUUAUUUCAAUCUUCAGUCAAGUUUGACUGUCAAUGUUUGCCCAGACUCUGUGGUCACUCACCUCACGUUUAUGUGCUAGUGUGUGGUCAUUGCACUUUAACAUACAGAUGUGAUUUUACUUUUAUAAGCUUAGUUACCUGUUAAUUUCUAAAAAAAAAAAGAAAAAAGAAAAAAAAAAGAAGUCAGGAUGAAAACAAGCUUUUCCUCUUUGUUGUCUGUUGUCUUGACAUUUGCUUCAUUUCACAUCUUUGAGUUUAUUCUGAAUUACAGGCAUUGGUGACUUAAGCUACAGCACAUUUGAAGACUUUCUGUGAUUAACGGGGUGAAAACAGGAGUGGACCGCACUCUGCAGUCUCACUGUUUGCUGGCACUCGUUCUGAAUACAUUUUUACUUGUACCAACUGUUAAACCAUUUGAGGAAACCACUACAAUUACUUGGUUUGGACAACAAAUGCUCCCUCGACGGGUGUAAAAGAGGCGAUAAACACCGCGAGAGCAUGCAAGACAAAAAUUUAAAUGUUCCCGUUUAAUGUAGUCUUAUUGUAGUUUUAAAUGCAAUUCUUUAACUUUUUGUAAGUUUAGUAAAAGCACUUUCACCCAUUCAGACUCUUCUGAUGCGUUCACUGACCACUGGGACAGAAGAGUAUCUGUAUUCUUUGGCAAAAGACAAGAAAUUCCUUUGCACUUUGCAUAUCUGUGGCACUUAUACUUUCAAAAUAUCAAUGUCUUUUUGUAUUACCGAAAAAGUGAUUAAUACAAAUGUAACAAAUGUUCUGAUAGAACUGUUUAAUAUUAAAGUAUUAAAAAAAAG
Messenger RNA from Oreochromis aureus, 2019 nucleotides. RefSeq names its product fatty acid hydroxylase domain containing 2 (gene faxdc2). Bases 108 to 1136 code for a protein of 342 amino acids. The transcript is spliced from 9 exons. Lineage: Eukaryota; Metazoa; Chordata; Actinopteri; Cichliformes; Cichlidae. Gene Ontology annotation, molecular function: iron ion binding; C-4 methylsterol oxidase activity. The record is from RefSeq and is a predicted model, not a curated record. Gene Ontology annotation, biological process: sterol biosynthetic process.